UUCCGAAUCGAGAGAAGACGAUCAAUUCUGGGCAAAAAAUUGCUUCAUUUUUCCACAAAAAUCAAUAAAAAUGGAACUGCCAAAGACGUUCAAACUUAACACAGGAGCAGUGAUGCCCGCCAUUGGCUUGGGAACAUGGAAAUCCAAGCCAGGUGAGGUCGGGGCAGCAGUGAAAGCUGCCAUCAGAGCUGGAUACAAGCAUAUUGACUGUGCUCAUGCCUACUCCAAUGAAGCCGAAGUUGGCCAGGCGUUCACAGAGGUCCUGAAAGAACUUGGCAUGAAACGAGAGGACAUCUUUGUCACAUCCAAACUAUGGUGUAAUAGUCAUGAAGAUGUUCUGGCUGCUUGUCAAACAACUUUAAAAAACCUGCAGCUGGAUUACCUGGAUUUAUAUUUGGUGCAUCACCCAUGCACAUAUGGAAACGGUAUGUUCUUCGCCACAAAACCUGAAGACCAGAAAAAUGUUCUUGGAUAUGACAAAGAACGGAUGAGCAGAACUUGGAAGGGAAUGGAGGACUUGGUAAAGAAAGGUCUUUGCAAAGCAAUCGGUAUUUCAAAUUUCACAACGGUCAAAGUUGGGGCGCUUUUGGAAACAGCCGAGAUUAUUCCCGCCACAAACCAAGUUGAACUGCAUCCAUUCCUUCCUCAGCCCGGUUUGAAGAAAUAUUGCGAAGAGAAAGGAAUAAUGCUCACUGCUUAUUCUUCCCUCGGUUCACGUGAUCGACCCAGUUGUACCGACUCUGACCCUGUCCUCUUGGAUGAGCCGCUGGUCAAAGAAAUUGCUGCGAAACGUAACUGUACUCCAGCACAGGUUUUACUUGCCUGGGGUAUCAAAUAUGGCUGCCCUGUUCUACCCAAGUCGGUCAACGAAGGUCGUAUUAAACAAAACCUGGAAACGUACAACGUGAAAUUGGAAGAGGAAGAUAUGGUUGCCCUUUCAAAUAUUGGCAAGAAGUUUAGGUAUCUGAUGAUGAAAAUAUUUUACCUUGAGGGCCAGACGGCAGAGGAGUACUGGGACGGAGAAAUGUGAGGACAAAAAUGUUGACAAAAAAUGAGGACAAAAAUGUGUUUGAGUGAAAUUGGUAGAAAAUUCAAAAAUAGGGUGAUUUUAAAAAUUGUGUAAGGACACUAACGUGAUUGAAAUUAGCAAUAAACAAAUUUACCAUAGAUAGCCCUGUCAAUGC
This is a messenger RNA of Dendronephthya gigantea, 1184 nucleotides long. RefSeq names its product aldose reductase-related protein 1-like. Bases 71 to 1030 code for a protein of 319 amino acids. Gene Ontology annotation, molecular function: aldose reductase (NADPH) activity. The record is from RefSeq and is a predicted model, not a curated record. Gene Ontology annotation, cellular component: cytosol. The transcript is spliced from 9 exons. Lineage: Eukaryota; Metazoa; Cnidaria; Anthozoa; Malacalcyonacea; Nephtheidae.